AAAACAAGAAAAACGUGACGUCGUCAAAGGGGAAGGCCUUGUGUGAAGUCUGCGCGCUCCCAUUCAUGCGGAGUGUUGAACGUUGGCAGCCUUCAGACCGUCAGACAGACGUGUCACAGCUCCGGUAAAAGCAGAAAACCUCUUCACCUCAGACAGAAACAUAAAAGGCGUCGGAGCUGUACAUCCGUAGCCACCAUGGCAGAAGCGCACCAGGCGGUGGCCUUCCAGUUCACCGUCACCCCGGAUGGCAUCGACUUACAUUUGUGCCACGAGGCUCUACGGCAGGUCUACCUCUCUGGUCUCCACUCCUGGAAGAAGCGGUUUGUUCGCUUUAAGAAUGGGGUGAUGACCGGCGUGUACCCAGGCAGCCCGGCCGGGUUCAUGAUAGUGGUCGUGUCCUACAUGUCCUACAACAAAUAUAAAAUGCUGGAUCCGUCUUUGGGGCUUGUCGCCAAACUGGGCCAGCACAUUCCCAUCAGCCGAUACAUGUCCACAGACAGCCAGAGGAUAGUUGGAGGGGUUCUGGUGGGCACGGGCCUCUGGGUCACCAUCAUAAUGAUUAUGAGGAACGUCCUGAAGAGCCUGCUGUCGUGGCACGGCUGGAUGCAGUCACGCCAUGGCUCCUUGACCUUGUCUACCCGCGUGUGGCUGUUUCUGGUGAAGCUCUUUUCUGGGAGGAAGCCAAUGCUCUACAGUUUCCAGAACUCCCUGCCUCGAUUACCUGUUCCCUCCGUCAAGGACACCUGCAGAAGGUACCUGGAGUCGGUGCGCCCGCUCAUGAAUGACGAGCAGUUCGAAAGGAUGACCGCCUUGUCUAAAGACUUUGAGAAGAAUCUGGGCCCCAGACUGCAGUGGUACCUUAAACUCAAGUCCUGGUGGGCGUCCAACUACGUUAGUGACUGGUGGGAGGAGUAUAUUUACCUGAGAGGACGCGGUCCCAUCAUGGUCAACAGCAACUAUUACGCCAUGGACUUCUUGUACGUGUUCCCCACGUCCGUCCAGGCCGCCCGGGCGGGCAACGCCAUUCACUCCAUCAUGCUGUACAGGAGGAAACUGGACCGAGCUCAGAUCAAACCAAUAUACUUGCUGGCGAACAAGGUUCCUCUGUGUUCUGCUCAAUGGGAGCGAAUGUUUAACACCUCCCGCAUCCCCGGUGUGGAGACAGACACAAUUCAGCACAUGAACGAGAGCAAACACAUCGCCGUGUACCAUAAGGGCCGCUUCUUCAAGGUGUGGAUGUUUUACGAUGGGCGGCUGCUGUUGCCCCGGGAGAUCGAGCAGCAGAUGGAGAGGAUCUUGGCUGAUAAGUCAGAGCCGUCGCCAGGAGAGGAGAAACUCGCAGCACUUACUGCAGGAGAAAGGACCCCUUGGGCGAAGGCCCGCGAUGCGCAUUUCAGCCGCGGAAAGAACAAGCUGUGUCUGGACGCCAUAGAGAAGGCCGCCUUCUUUGUAACUCUCGACGACACCGAGCAGCGCUACGACGCCGACAACAAAGUCAAGUCCCUGGACAGCUACGCUAAGUCGCUGCUCCAUGGGAAGUGCUAUGAUCGGUGGUUCGACAAGUCCUUUAAUAUAAUCAUCUACAAGAACGGCACCAUGGGACUGAACGCAGAGCACUCCUGGGCCGAUGCUCCUAUCGUUGGCCACCUCUGGGAGCACGUGCUUUCCAUGGAUCCUAAACUGGGAUACACCGAAGAAGGUCACUGCCAUGGGAAGCAGCAUCCCAACCUGCCUGGUCCUCAGAGGCUGCAGUGGGACAUCUCUGCUGAAUGCCAGGAAGUCAUUGAGAGCUCGCUGACAGUAGCCAGGGCUCUGGCUGAUGAUGUGGACUGUCACAUUAUUCCUUUCAAUGAGUUUGGAAAAGGGCUGAUAAAGAGUUGCCGCACCAGUCCAGAUGCCUUCAUCCAGAUCGCCCUGCAGCUGGCCCAUUACAGGGACAAAGGCAAGUUCUGUCUGACCUACGAAGCCUCCAUGACUCGUUUGUUCCGCGAGGGCCGGACAGAAACCGUGCGCUCUUGCACCAUGGAGACUUGUGAUUUUGUUCGUGCCAUGGUCAGAGAUGAGACGAGAGAGGAGCGCCUCAGGUUGCUCAAAGUGGCAGCAGAGAAACACCAAAACAUGUACCGCCUGGCCAUGACAGGAGAAGGCAUCGAUCGUCACCUUUUCUGCCUUUAUGUUGUCUCUAAAUACCUGGGAGAGGACUCGGCAUUCCUAAAGGAGGUCCUAUCUGAGCCAUGGAGGCUGUCCACCAGCCAGACCCCUCUGCAGCAGGUUGAGCUGUUUGAUCUGGUCCGACACCCAGAGCUGGUGUCCUCCGGAGGUGGAUUUGGUCCAGUGGCAGACGAUGGUUAUGGCGUCUCCUACAUCAUCCUUGGCGAUUCCCUCAUCAACUUUCAUAUUUCCAGUAAAUUCUCAAGUCCUGAAACUGACUCGCAUCGUUUUGGUUCCCACAUCCGACAGGCCAUGGUCGACCUCCUGAGUCUCUUCCAGCUCAAUAACAAAGAGAAAAAGUGAUGUGUGUUUUAAGGAAAGGAAGACAAAAUCACUGUUUUAGAAAAGCAUAUAUUCUUCUUGAAACUUGUACAGAAUCACUUAAUGGAUCUGGGGUUAUUUUGAAGUUGAUUCAUGUUAUAUAAAUGAGUUGUUUUUUGAAUUUUUUUAAAGACGUCGGUGUCAAAAAGUUUGUGACGCGGUUGUGUGUACUGUAUGUUUAGGCUAGGUGAGCCUCGAGCACAGGCGGUGCACAGAUCAAAGUAUUUAUUUGCAAAACUGUACUUUCUGGUGCCUUGGUGACCCACUGAUGUGAAAAAGAGACAGUGAGGUUUGAAAAGGGAGGAGAAACUCGUAGUCUGGACUCUUCCACAGUUUUAAGUUGCAAUACUUUUUAGUUUCCAUCUUUAUCCAGUGUAUUUUCCUAACAACUCUUGGCUAAAACGGUGUACUCGAUGUAAAUUUUUAGGUUGCAUGUUCACGAAUGUCACAUAACUGCUGGAAUGGGAGCUUUUGCAGUUGGAAACAUAUUAGGAGUGACGGUAUGCAUCUGUAAUUACAAAAAAUGAUGUGUGUGUGUGUGUGUGUGUGUGUGUGUGUGUGUGUGUGUGUGUGUGUGUGUGUGUGUGUGUGUGUGUGUGUGUGUGUGUGUGUGUGUGUGUGUGUGUGUGUGUGUGUGUGUGUGUGUGUGUGUGUGUGUGUGUGUGUGUGUGUAAAAAAAAAGACUAACUUUGAUCUGGAACGUGUGACUAAACACACACAACAGGAAGUGUCCUUGUGUAACGAAACACACACAACAGGAAGUGUUCGUGUGUGACGAAACACACAACAGGAAGUGUUCGUGUGUGACUAAACACACACAACAGGAAGCUGGUGCCACCGUCUAUAAUCUUUGAUUUUCUGAAUCUGUGUUGAAGUUUGACCUGCUAUGGUUCUGGUUCCAUUAAGGCAGAUGACGUGAGAGCGUGUCGUCAUGCUCAGGUUUGGCAACAGUAGUGUUCACUCUGGACGUAGGAGUUGGAGGAAGUUUAUAGCACAAGGUUUGCUAUAAAAGCGAGGACAGAAUUCAGUUUAAAUAGGAUUAAAAUCUGAUACCGCGUGGAUAUAAAAGUGUGUUUCUCCACAUUUGUACAGAAAGCUCCAUAAGGACCGUGAUGGUUUCUGGGUGGUGCUGCUGCAGAUCAUUUAGCAGCUUUUGGGUCUUUUUUCUUUUGUAGGAAAUAGUUUCUCGUGAAGAAAUUCGAACUGCAUUUCAAGAUGAGUUUGUCCUAAAUAGGAACCAAUUUUUAUCAGUUCAUGUUUGUUGAUCAGAGUUUCCAGCUUCUAAUUCACAUGCAUACUUACCCAGUUGAGCACUAAGUUGAGGCUUUUCUAAUGGAGUUAGAAAUGACACGUUUUUGGUUUCCUUCGGACAUCUGCUCUGUCAGACGUUGCCAGUAAGUGGCAGUUGUUGGGAUUUUUUGUCAGUAGACCUCAUGUUUAUGCUGCUGCAUGUUUUUGGAGAUGAAGGUGUACAUUUUUGCCUUUUAAUUUAAAGUUGUGUAAAAAGACACGCAGCUGAUAUACCAAACAAAGUUUUAACAAUAAAGUGAAUGUCGGCCAGCUGUA
Molecule: messenger RNA, 4098 nt
Organism: Nothobranchius furzeri (turquoise killifish)
Lineage: Eukaryota; Metazoa; Chordata; Actinopteri; Cyprinodontiformes; Nothobranchiidae
Gene: cpt1ab
Product: carnitine palmitoyltransferase 1Ab (liver)
Biological process (GO): fatty acid metabolic process; carnitine metabolic process
Cellular component (GO): mitochondrion
Molecular function (GO): carnitine O-palmitoyltransferase activity
Source: RefSeq, a predicted model, not a curated record